AUGACAUUAAAUCAUAGCAGUACACUCAGAGAGUUGGCAGCUCCUGAUGGAUCACAUCAGCCUCUCUGUAUCGAGUAUCCAGAAUUGGAAGUUGAUUUUGAGCUGAAAUCAGGGACUAUACAUUUGUUACCUAAGUUUCAUGGGCAUUCUGGUGAGGAUCCAAAUAGACACUUACAAGAGUUCCAUGUGGUAUGCUCUACAAUGAAACCUCAGGGAAUUUCUGAGGAAGACAUCAAGUUAAGGGCAUUUCCAUUUUCUUUAGCUGAUGCAGCAAAAGACUGGCUGUUUUAUUUACCUCCAGGAACUAUUACUUGUUGGAAUGGCAUGAGAAGGGUGUUUUUGGAUAAGUUUUUUCCUGCUUCUAGGACAGCUUCAAUUAGAAAAAGUAUAUGUGGAAUCCAACAAAGUACUGGUGAAACGCUGCAUGAGUACUGGGAGAGAAGCAUGAUAGAUGCUGCAAGUGGAGGAGCUUUGGUGAAUAAGACACCUAAUGAUGCUAGAGAUUUAAUAGAGACCAUGGAAGCUAACUAUCAACAAUUUGGAAUAAGACCUAUGGUGGCAAGGAAUAAUAAUGAAGUUCGGACUGUAUAUUCUGGACAGAGUAGAAUUGAGAGUAGGUUGGAGGAAAUGUUGAACAGAAUUGAGUCAGCAACCAAGCAGAUGACUUUGAAUCAGCAGCCGCAGCAACAAUUGGCAGAAUCUGUGCAAGCAAUGAAAAUUUGUGGAUUUUGUGCUAGUAAUUGGCAUUCAACAGAUGCUUGUCCCAGUUUGCAAUCAGAUGAAUGUAAUUUGACAGCUGAGCAGGUUGUUGCAGCAGCUAGUGUUUUCCCUAAUCAACCACAGUCCCAGCAAAGUAAGUAUGACCCCAUGUCAUCUACGUAUAAUCCUGGUUGGAGGGACCAUCCAAAUUUGAGUUAUGGAAAUACUUCAGCAGCACAACAAUUUUUACCACAGCAGAUUCAAAGCAGAAAUUUUCUAGGUAAUCAGAGACCACCAGGUUUUUAUAACAGUGCAGUUCCGAAUAGAGCACAACCAUUCCAGCAACUUCCACAACCAUUCCAGCAAUAA
Molecule: messenger RNA, 1068 nt
Organism: Zingiber officinale
Lineage: Eukaryota; Viridiplantae; Streptophyta; Magnoliopsida; Zingiberales; Zingiberaceae
Exons: 2
Coding region: 1-1068 (355 amino acids)
Source: RefSeq, a predicted model, not a curated record